Peniophora sp. CBMAI 1063 is the source of this 1596-nucleotide messenger RNA. The record is from the annotation of a GenBank genome assembly. Lineage: Eukaryota; Fungi; Basidiomycota; Agaricomycetes; Russulales; Peniophoraceae.
AUGGCCGCACUCGCCAACAACGCAAACCACGGCGCUCACCACGCUCCGCCUCAGACUUACGAAGAAAGACUCGCCAACGCCGUUUGGGCAGGAGAACGGUACAACCUUCGAAAACAAGGCAACAUUCGUGAGUCCGUAAACCCCCUUACAUGGGGACGCUUGGAUCCUUUCAUGGCCAUUGGGGAUUCGUAUAACAGAUUCGAAUUCUCCCUCGCAAAGACUAGGUAUACCAUGGGGCGUGCAGCGGACAACGACAUCGUGCUUCAAAACAAACUCAUCAGUCGUCACCAUUUGACUAUUGAGUACCAUCCCGAGAAGCGCGUUGUGACUGUGACGGACCACUCCACACGGGGCACGUGGGUUUACAAACCACCUACUCGUAGCUAUGAUGGUCUUCUCGAGAGGGGCGUUCCAUACCCGCUCACCGACGGAGAUUACCUUGAGGUGGGGUAUCACACCUAUGUGUUUCACUCGCACGUCGGCCAGCUAGUCGAGCGUCCGAGUACACGGGACUACCUGGAAUACGAAUCCAUGCUGCUCCGCGUCCUCCCUGCUGUACAGGACCACAUACGCAACGUGAUCUGCUCCCACAAGCACAUCGAGCCGCAAAACUGCAAUUCCAAUGAUAUACACACAAACGCGAGCCUGCUCAAUGAGAAGGAUGCUCGAAAGAUGCUAGCCAUCCACCUGAUGCUUGGCCACCUCGCCCCGGAGAAUGGGCCCGUAUAUCCCGACAUCCCCGUACCGCGCAACGACAACAACCGCGACCGAUCCCCCUCACCCACCCCGGAAAAACGCAAUAAAUCAACUCCGCCGCCGACUCCAAGUCACCCCCGGCGCGAAACCCCUCCUCCGUCACGCUCGAGCAAGAAGCAGCGCGAAGAAUGGCCUACAUGGGCGCUGUUCGGCCGGAAGGACAGCGAAGGACGCCUCCCGCCAAUGGUCGGCUACUCCCCAGGCCCUACCCCCUGGGACAUCGCGGAGCGAAUCCGCAAGUCCAAACUCGCACCCGCGCCCGAGGCCGGUCCCUCGCGCAAGCGCUCCCGCGACUCCGAAGACUCAAACGUGUCUGACUCAAGCGACGACGAGCGCCCCGCCCAGCGCCGCCGCUCACCCGCACCGCCGCCCGAGACGCCCGCGGCACCACGCCGGGCUCUGCGGCGCGGAAAACGCACUCCCUCGAUGUACAAUGUUGUCGACGCCGAAGCCGGACCCUCGAUGCGCCUUCCCGCUCAUAUGCGCAAUAUUCGCAAGCGCUCUCACGACGAGAGCGAGGAGGACGAGGACUCCUCGAGCGCCGGGGUCAAGGCCGAGCUAUCAUCCCCUUCCCCCUCUCCCGCGCCUGCGUCCAAAAGGCGCCGCACACAGAAGACGAACCCCAGAUCCGAGCCGGAGAUCAAACGCGAGCCGAGGACCCGCGCGCGCACUCAGCCGCAGGCCCAACCUACCCGCCGCUCUCAGCGUAUCGCGGGGCAACCGGAUGAGGCGCGGGCGCCGGCUCGCGCAGCGCCACUGGGUCCUGUGGCGGCUGUGAAGAAGGCAGCGCAGGGGAAGAAGAAGGCCGCAGGGAGUGCCGGGGGCCGGAGGAGGCGCUAG